Messenger RNA from Micromonas commoda, 1935 nucleotides. RefSeq lists its product with no specific name. Bases 1 to 1935 code for a protein of 644 amino acids. Gene Ontology annotation, molecular function: transcription coregulator activity. The transcript has a single exon. Gene Ontology annotation, cellular component: nucleus; Z disc. The record is from RefSeq and is a predicted model, not a curated record. NCBI's taxonomy places the organism in Eukaryota, Viridiplantae, Chlorophyta, Mamiellophyceae, Mamiellales, Mamiellaceae.
AUGCCGAGUUCCCCGCUGGCGGCGCUGGAAGAGGCGGAGAGGCGCCUCGGGCGCCUCUCCGUCACGCCCGCGCGCGUCGAUGGCGGCGCCCUACGGUGCGGUGGCUGUGGAGAGCGCGUGACCGGCCGCUACCUCGUCGCCCCGAAUAAAAAAGCUUUUCACCCGGACUGUCUGAGGUGCGAGCUGUGCGGCGCCGAGUGCAAGACGUUCGCGUCGGACCCGAAGAGACCGAACGUGCUGUGCUGUAUGGGGUGCUACGAUGAUCGAUACGCCGAGCGAUGCACGCGGUGCGAUAGACCUCUGAAGGGCGAGAUUCUCACCGCGCUCGGAGGAAAACAUCGCUGCCACGUCAAGUGCUUCACGUGCGACCUCUGCACCGAGCCGAUCGCGAGCAAGUUCGUCGAGCACCCGCCGGCGUCCGGGCGAAUCAUCUGCGAGCGAUGCCACGUGGACAAAGUUUGCGAGAAGUGCGACGGGUGCGGCCGGGGGAUGAGCGGCGCGUUCGUGCGCGCGCUCGGCGGCAAGUACCAUCGCGAGUGCUUCAGGUGCCGUCGAUGCUCGCGGGACGUCACCAGCCGGUACGUCGAGGGGCCGGACGGCGCGCCGUACUGCCGCGGAUGCCACGUCAAAAUAUUCGCGCCCAGGUGCGCGUGCGGCUGCGGCGAGGGGCUGGAGGGCAGCGUGACGUCCGCGAUGGGCCGCAAGUUCAUCGAGGGGCACUUCAAGUGCACGGACUGCGCACGGGAGUUCAGGCGAGGCAAAUUCAACCGCGUGCGCGACUCCAAGGAUGGGAAGGACGAGCGAGCGGUGUGCGAGGGGUGCUACCAGAAGACGUACGCGCCCCGAUGCGCCGUGUGCGCCGUCGCGAUGGCCAGCGGCGAAUCGUACGUCAGGAACGCCACAUCCGACGAGGCGAUGUGCGAGCGAUGCGACGCCGCCCCGGGCAGCGUCUGCGACGACUGCGGGUUCUGCGUUACCAAAGAGUUUCAGACGAAGCAGCGCCGAGCCGGGUUUCGAAACGAGACGGACGGCGCGACGAGGACCGCGAGGAGGGCGUCCGGCGGGCACGCCGUCAUCGGGCAGUGCGAGGCGUGCGCGCGUGAGGCGGUCAACGACGACGUCGUCGCGGCUCAUCUCAUGAAUCGCGUCAUUCGCUUCUGUUCCCACGCGGGCGCGAGGUACGCGCCGGGGGAUCAGACGGUCGCGGUGCAGCUCGUGACGGCCGAUCGGCUCGCCCGCGCCGCUGAUAAACGGCACGCAGGUCCGAACGCGAACGGCCCGCGGGGGGUGACGCGCACCAAGAUCACGCUCGAAGGAAGGGCGCCCCCCGAGGAGUGGAAGAAGAUCAUGCUCGGUUGGAAGCUCGAGCGACGCGGAUCCGGGUACGAGCUCUCCGAAGACAACGGCUCUUCCCCGGGCGACGCCUCCUGCCCGACGGACCGAACCCCGGUGAAGGGCUCGUGCGAUCUCGCGGACGCCAGCCCUGGGUCCAUUCAGCGCGCGGCGCAGCUGGCGCGAAGCCACCCGGAUGUCAGCGUCGAGGAAAAACGCAUCUUGAAAGGGGUCGUCGCGCUGAAGGGCAUGAGCUCGGACGCGCUCGGCGCGGUGCUCGCGCACGAGUACGGCCACUGCUACCUGUUCAUGCGAAAGUUUCCGCUGCUGCCGCUGGCGAUGGAGGAGGGCGUGUGCGAGCUGUUCGCGUGGCUGUGGCUGGGCGGCGGUAGGUGGGACCGGGGCGGAGUGGAGGGGUCCAACCCGAAGGGGGACCCGAGGGUCGCCGCGUGGGCGGAGCGAAGGCGGCGGCAGAUGGAGGUCAGAAAGGAUCCGGUGUACGGCGACGGGUUCAGGGCGGCGCUACGAGGGUACGAGGCGUGCGGGGAGAACCUGUGGACGUUCUUGGAGCACCUCAGGGUCCACGAAUCUUUCCCGGCGUGA